AUGUGUGACGCAACUGUAAGAAAUUCCCGGACGCGAGGCAGCGAAGACGAAGUAGAUGAGUUUGUUGCAACUUUCCUAACGCGAUAUCAUGCGAUGCGCAACGUGCAAUCUUAUGCGAAAAUCGGAAACGAGAUUGCAUCGCUGUCUGAGUGUAUUGUGAACUCAUGGAGUGAUUUGAAUAAGAACAUGAAAUUUGAAGCGUCUAUUCGAAAUAAAUGGAAUAAAAUGUCCGUCAAUCAAAGAAAAAAGCUACUCCUUGAGGCAUGGCCCAACAUCUCUCAGUUUCGCCGGCCUGAUAUAGUUGUGGAUUUUCAACGGGCAAACGGUCCCAGCGAGAUUGACGAUAAAACGAAGAGUUCUAUGUUGUGGCCUUAUAUCAACCAGCAAUCUCUUACCACCGAUCUUGUUCUACCUUAUUUUCUCAGUCACCGUGGCGGCCAUACACCUAAUGUAUUCUUCUUUUCGGACGCCGUGUGGCCAGGAUUUAGUGUGUUUCAUGGCCGGAUACCUCCUUCCUGGACCGCGAGUACGUGUAGCGGACAUAUUAUCAUUCAAGAUCCGUCUACGUCUAAUCGUUACGCAAGUCUCGUUUCUGAUAGUGAUAUAAAUCAGAGGCUAGAAACCCACUGCCAAAAAAUACCUGUCAGUGAGGGGUAUCUCACCCUGAUCGUACAAAAAGGCAUCUAUGAAUUCCUUGUCAAGGUUUGCGAGCUACUCAAACCAGAACCUCCGCCGCAGGGUCAAACCGUACCACUACCGCCUAUCAACCUCCAAAGAUUGCUAUCAGAUGAGUCCGGAUUAGCAGAAUUACCACAUACUCCGUACAGUCUUCCUGCGGACUUCAAUGUCAUCUCUCUUCUCGCUUGCGUUGAAGCAAAGUUUUCUGCUUCGGAAAGUCAUAUUUGGGAUCUACGGGAGGAUCCUAGAUAUUUUGCUGAGACUUUGUACGCUCAGGAAAACUCGAAGGAGAAAGACAUGUGGAGUCAGACUAUUCGUACGGUCAUAGCUGAGGCUUAUACGGACCUACAAACAUGGUCUCAGCUGCGUCGGCUGCUUACUGAUUUGCAAAAAUGCUUGGAAAGAGAUAAAAAGCAGUUUCAGGCUAAUAAUGCACUUAACGAGGAACUUCAACUGGCUUUCCAGAAGCUGAUCACAUUCCUUGUGCCGAUGUGUCGAUGCCAAGUUACCAGAUUGAUAACGGCAAUAAGCGGAGAUAUAAAUUCUUUCGGUAUGAAGAAGUUUCAAAGUGCAUUUAAAAGGUUGUGUGAUGAACGAAACUGGACCAUCUCUGUCCUGCCGUCUCUCAUCGACGCACUCGGUCAUGCUCUCCAAAAGGAACAUUCCUCUAAUAAGAGUAUCUCACCGUUGGCUAUGAGAAUCAUUUCUGACCUUUCAAUCGUGACUGUGUGUUUCCGAGAAAUGAAUUUUUUCCAACCCUGGGCAAUGGAACUUCUUACUGAAAUGCGUAGUAAGAGCGAAGAAGAGAAACAGGAACUCUACCAGGACUGGGAACUCAUCGCGCGUAGUAGGGAAAUCUUCGAGACUGAGAUCGAAGGCUUCGACUUCUCAAAUCUUGGCAAACCCGAUGGCGGUCGAUUUUCAUGUCCCACUCAAAACCUUGUAUCGGAACGGUCAGUGAACAAGCAACGACGUGCUGAAAAAGCACUCGAUGAUUUCUGGAAUCAAAAAAUGAAUAAGAGAACAGAGGGGAAUGAAAAUAAUGAAAUGACACUCGCAAACCUUGUCUUUGAAUCGCUGAGUAUAAAAAGAACGCUCCACCGUACUCCUGAAUGGACGGAAACGACGUAUGCAGAGAACAAAUCUGUGUCCCAAAAUCCCACCACUGGCCCACUAUCACAGUCUGAUAUUGACUUCGAACUUCGGUUCCGGACAACGGCUACUAUUGGACAGGAAGAGAAUAACGACAAUACGAGAUUCCGUACAAAGCCCAAGUCUCGUGGUGCUACCACACCGCAAGUCAAAGCUCCUGUUGAGGUGAACGACGUUUGUAAUGCUGAGUCUAAGCCGAAGUUCACUGUGAAAGAAGAAACUAUUGAAAAACUGCCUGGAGAGAUUCCCUGGACUGCAUUCCUGAAGAUGAUGAAAGCUGCUGGGUUUUGCAAAUAUAACAUGUUCGGAUCGGCACGAAAUUUUUUUAAGGGCGAGCGAACAAUUCAAAUUCACGAGCCUCAUGGGCAGCAUGGGCGGAAGCUCCCCUUCACUAUGGCUCGAUCUAUUGGUAGGCGCCUCACUUCAAACUUUGGACUAAAUUAUGAAUCGUUUAUGGUGGGAGGAUAA
Talaromyces stipitatus ATCC 10500 is the source of this 2298-nucleotide messenger RNA. RefSeq lists its product as uncharacterized. Lineage: Eukaryota; Fungi; Ascomycota; Eurotiomycetes; Eurotiales; Trichocomaceae. The transcript is spliced from 3 exons. The record is from RefSeq and is a predicted model, not a curated record. The coding region runs from base 1 to 2298 and encodes 765 amino acids.